Molecule: messenger RNA, 1943 nt
Organism: Botrytis cinerea B05.10
Lineage: Eukaryota; Fungi; Ascomycota; Leotiomycetes; Helotiales; Sclerotiniaceae
Exons: 2
Coding region: 145-1554 (469 amino acids)
Molecular function (GO): protein binding
Source: RefSeq, a predicted model, not a curated record
GGUAUCGCUACCGGUACUUUUAGCGCAUGCAGCCUCACAACGGCAACCCUCCAAAAUUUCCCCGUAUUUACAUCUCGACCUCAUUUUCAUAUACACUCGAAACAAUCAAGACAAUCACAAAAAUCGCACAAAUAAUAUCCAAAUAUGGCAGACCUCGAUACUGGUACAUCGGCGCCUCCCGUCAAGAAAAAGUUCUCUCUUUUUAAGAAGAAGUUGACCAUAGCGCAAGCUCCAGAGCUUAAACCGGGGAUGGACCAUACCGAUGCUUUUAGUCGCGCAAAAGAUCUGUUUCCACUACAUGCUAGGGAGAAGGAGAUUAAGAGGGAAAAGAAGAUCGCGAGUUUAGAGAGAAAGCGUUCAUCGCAGAGCAGGGAGAAAUCAUCUUCAAGUCCGAGAGUAGAAAAAAGGAAGUUCUCGAAUGAGGAUGUGCAAGAAAAGGUAGAUUUGGAUAGUGAGACGGAAGAUGAAGAACUGGCUAGGAAAUCGUCAAUAUCUACACCUGAUAGUCGCAAGUCGCAAACGGGAUCUCCGCAGAAGAAGCGUCGUUCGCCGGGGGGGUUGAUGGGUCGUUUUGCAAAAGAUAUACAUAGUAGAAGUAGGAAGAGCGAAGAGCAGGAAGUUAUUGCAAAGGGCUAUAUAUCUGUGAGCGACAGUGACAGCGACGAUGCCGCGCCUGUUACGCAGCGAAUCAGCAGAAGUUCCUCUCCCAUUGUGACAUCGGCCGAACCAAUUCCUAUCAUUGAGGACGAAGACGAAGAUGCAUUUUCCGAAGAGGAAUUUCCGGAACUAUUGGCAAAGGCUCGAGAAAACAAGAGACUUGCGGAUCUAGCUCAAGAGAGGAGUAAUGCCGAAUGGGCAAAUAAAAAUCAUGAACCGGACAGAAAUGCAGUCGACGACGAUGUUUUCCAAGAUGACAAAAAAGCCGAACCUGUACUAGAAAUAUUUAUCUCGUCUCGACUGGAAAACACCAAGAAUUUAAUUAUUAGGCGGAAACUUCAUCAGCGUCUACGAGAAGUUCGACAGGCUUGGUGCGGGAAACAAGAAAUUGACGGAAUACACAUGGAUAAAGAAUUGAAAGAUUCUAUUUUACUCACCUGGAGAAAUAAACGAUUAUUCGAUUCCAUGACAUGCGCAUCCCUUGGCCUUGACUUUAACACGAAUGGCGAUGUCGAUACCACAGGUGAGGGUUUCAAUAGUGGUAGAAUACAUAUGGAAGCAUGGACAAACGAUCUCUGGGAUGAAUGCUGCAAGGCAGCCGAAGCUGAAGAAAUCAGCGACGACGAAGAAGAAGAACCUGUUGAAGUUGUACCCGAACCAGUCAACAAGAUGAGAUUGAUACUCAAAGCCCAAUCGAAAGAUAUCAAGGAAUUCAAAACCUAUGUCAAGCCCACGACCACGAUCAAGAAAUUGGUAGAUGGAUUCAGAAGUACGAAUCAGAUUCCGGCGGAUAAGAAAAUCAUCCUGAGCUUUGAUGGGGAUCAUUUGGAGCCAGAAUCUACAGUGGAAGAGGCGGAUUUCGAUGAUAUGGAUACAGUGGAUGUCUUAAUCAGAUGAUGACAUGACGUACUGCUUGACGACUGUUGGUGCUUUUGUUGACAACUAUUGGCUCAUGGAGAAUGAUGGUGUUUUUGGGAAUUGAAAGCGUGUGUAGGUGUACUGGCUGGCAAAAUAUUGAUACCCUGAAUGAAUUUACUUUCCUUGGUUCUGAUAUGGAGGACCUGCUACAUGUUCGACUGCUGUUCUUCAAUUUAAUGCGAGGACUUGGUAUUUGUUCCUGAUUUACGUAUGUAGGAUAUAAGCAUCGGUCAAAAUAUAACUAUGCAAAUUCACAAUUUUCGCGUAAUUGAGCCCAGAUUCAUAGAUUGGACAAGUGGACAGAAGAAACUCGAUUGAAAGUGGAAAGAAAGAUAAUGGCGCCACCAGAUAAGAAUCUAGAGCUAUCA